CGUCAAUCAUCUGCUUAUCGCCACGUGAGUCUCUGCCGAGGUCGUUGCGACGUCCGCUGCUGCAAAGCUGCAAAGGCUCUCUCCACUCAGCACCCAGACGGCAUCUUCGCGCCGCUGAAGCGAUCAAAGUAGUGACAGGGGUGUCCGUUUUCUUUGCCUGAACGACAUCGGUACCAUUACAGCAUCGUCCCAAAGUGCGCUCUUGCGACGAUUGCUGCCUUUGGGGUUCGCACUUUUUUUUUGCUGGUCUUAGUUCCAAACUGUUGAGUCAUCGGCAACAGAUACAGGCGCCUCAGUCCAUCAUUUUGUCAACAAGUCCUUUGCCCUAGUGUUGGAAGAGCCGUGAGUCUUGGUCGAAUCGAGGACGGAGUACACCCCUCGGAAUCAUACGCCGGUGCUUAGUGAACACACACCCACGCACACUCUCACACUUACACACACAUACGAUGGACGUCCUCGAACUCCACGUCUGGGGCCCGGCGUUCGGUCUCCCCUCCGUUGACGCCGAGUGUCUGGCCGCCAUCGCAUACCUACACACUGCCCUCCCAAGUUCCCAAUGGCGUCUGGUCGCGAGCAAUGACCCCGCCGUCGACACAUCAAAUCGUCUCCCAGCCCUAAACGCUGGCGGCGUCUGGGUAUCUGGGUACGCCGCCAUCGCAUCUCAUCUCGCCUCCCUCUCGCCGCACUCCCCCUCGUGGGACCUGGAUCUCGACUCGCGCCUUACCCCGUCCCAGCGCGCAGACGCCCUCGCCUAUGGCGCCCACAUCGACGCCCACCUUGCGCCCCUUCUCGACGCCGCCCUUUACGGCACCCACGAGAACUGGACCGCCGUCACCCGUCCCGCCCUAAGCCACGUCCUCGGCUUUCCCCUGAGCUGGACUGUACCCGUCAUGCUGCGGAACCAGGCCAUGGCGCGGUGCGCGCACCUCGGGCUCGACUCGCUCGGCGCCGAGGACGACUCCUCCGGCGGCAGUGACGCACAGGGCAGUGCCUUGGACCGCGCGAUGAAGCACCUGCCUGUGUCGUCCAGGAAGACCGUGCUGGAGGAGAUGAAGGCGGGCACGGCGCGAGGCAUCAGGCUGCACGCCAUCACCGUCGACGCCCUCGUGCCGCUCGAGGCCCUCCGCGCUCGGGGCGAGGACGCGCCGGGCGAGAAGAAGCGCUUCUUCGGCGGCGAAGUGCCGACCUCCCUUGACUGCCUGGUCGUCGGCUACCUCGCCCUCGUCCAGGCGGUCGACCUGCCUCAGCCCUGGCUCCGCACGAUCUUCGACAGCAAAUUUCCGCGCUUGGUCGCUAUGGCCGCCGACCUCCGCGACGAGUGCCUCACGAGCCCCGGCCCCCUCCCUUGGGCUAUGGCACCCUCGUCAUCACUCCGCACGACGGCCCGCUUCCUGGACAACGUCGUGCAGGCGACGCCGAACCUGGGCGAGGCGUACGUCCACGAGUGGCGGCGACGCGCCGAGGCUAGGGCGAAGGGCGUGGCGGGCCGGAGAACGCUCGCUCUCGCGGGCGGCGUGCUGGCCGCCGGCACCGCCAUCGCGUACGGAGUGUGGGUCUAUCGCAGUCUCCCGCCCUGGGGCAUGCGAACGCAGAGUUGGAUGGCAGAGAAGAAAGGGCUCAACAGGUUCGGUGACCUGGGCGCCAUGCUCGACUUCUCGCUGGGACUCGCCGACCCGGCGCCGCGGGCGAGUCCGUCUGCCGGAUGGGGCGGGGGCUUCGAUAAGGAGCACAGAGUAGUUGAGUCCGAGUUGGCCGUCGACUAGAGGGUGUAGCAUUCGUCUCGAGUGUUGGCGACCGAGGAGACGGUCUUGAUCAAAGGUCUUGCAAGAAGAUCCUUGCCAACUCACGUUCGGCACAAGGGGGGGUUACGGGCAGGACGCUCCCAACUCUGCCAUCACAUAUAGAAGGGAAAAGGCAUCCAUGUCACACUAGAA
Molecule: messenger RNA, 1934 nt
Organism: Colletotrichum destructivum
Lineage: Eukaryota; Fungi; Ascomycota; Sordariomycetes; Glomerellales; Glomerellaceae
Product: Putative mitochondrial outer membrane transport complex Sam37/metaxin domain-containing protein
Exons: 2
Coding region: 447-1763 (438 amino acids)
Biological process (GO): mitochondrion organization
Cellular component (GO): SAM complex; cytoplasm
Source: RefSeq, a predicted model, not a curated record